Molecule: messenger RNA, 4861 nt
Organism: Dinoponera quadriceps
Lineage: Eukaryota; Metazoa; Arthropoda; Insecta; Hymenoptera; Formicidae
Product: cingulin
Exons: 29
Coding region: 298-4452 (1384 amino acids)
Source: RefSeq, a predicted model, not a curated record
AUAGCCAGCUGUGUCAGUGCUAUUAGUGACGUCGCGCGCGACGUAGGUAGAGGAAUCGCGAACGGAUCGGUUAGGGGGAAAUGCACCGGGGGUGAAUUCUCCGUCGAGCUCUCUCUCUCUCUGACGACCGGAAGCUAAGGCAACGCGCGAGUGCUGAUCGAGAUUACGAGAUGCGUCCGCUCAGGAUGGAAGUGACUCCGUGCGCCGCGACGAGCGCCCGUUUCUGACCGACCGGCGUCUAGGAUAAAUUUAAUUCCCACCGAGCCGCAUUUGGGUUAAUAUCGGGUGCCGAUUGAGAUGCACUCCAUGUAUUCGUCCAAAAAAGGCGACCCUCUCUGCCCGUUGGGCUUCCACCCGCAAGUUCGGUGGCCGACACGUUGCAAACGGUGCUUCAGGGACUACAAAGAGCAUGGCGGGAGGAGGAACAGUCUCGGAGACAUCACGGCUUCGUCUCCCAGCCUCUCAUCGGACUCGCGUGGCUCCGAGAGCAAAAGGACGUGGUCUUCCGCUACGAACUUGGCGAAAGAUGAAACCAAGAAUAAUUAUUCACAGCCGGCGGCGUCGGCUGGUUGGACAUCCCUGAUGGAUCUCUCUACCAUAGAUAAGAAUUCGGAUGAUUCCCACAAAUUAGAAGACAUCAGGAAGCCGGCUAAGCUGCAGAUAAAGAACGUGAUAAGCAACAGCAGCAACGGAGGCACCUCGGAGAACGACGUGGAAUUUAUAAUUCAGGUAAGGAAAUCACGGCCGGCACCGCCGAAACAGGUGGUCCAAGAUGGGCUGGAUAAUGUCACGGUAAAAGGACAGGAAACCGAGCAGCAGAACGAGACGGAAAAAUUGCGGUCUCAGUUGAACGACAUGAAAGCGAGAUGUGAGAAGGCGGAGAAGGAGAAGAGCGAAAUACUGAUGCGUCGUUUGACGACUAUGGAGACAAUGUCGAACAAAACGUCGACGAGCGAGGUGGCGAAGUUGCAGAAGAAGAACGAAGCACUCGUGCAAGAGAAGAACGUGUUGCUGUCGAAGAUAAAGGGUCUGGAGAAAGAAGCGAAUGUUAAACCGUACAGAGGGGAGAAGGACGAACUGCGAUCGAAGCUGAAGGCCGCGGAAAACCUCUGCGAGAGCUUGAUGGACGAGAACGAGGACAUGAAGAAGGAGAUCAGACAAUUGGAAGAAGAGAUCUAUGAGCUGCAGGACAAUUUCAGGGAUGAACAAGCGGACGAGUACACGCGUUUGCGAAAAAGUUUGGAGCAGUCCAAUAAAAACUGCCGGAUAUUGUCGUUCAAACUGAGAAAAGUAGAGCGCAAAGCCGAGGAAUUAGAAAGCGAGCGGUCCGCUCUGGAGAAGAAAUACGAAGAGGUGAAGAAAACGGAAGAAGUUCUGCAGAAGGUAAGCAGCGCAUUCCAGAAUAGAACGCAAAAGAAGCCAACGGACCUCACGACCAAAGUGCAACUUAAAAAGAUGGUCGAUGAAGCGGAGAAAGAAAUAGAAGACAUGCUCGGGAUUUUUACCAACAUAAAAAAUGGACAUAACGUGGACAUACCGGACGUGAAACCGAAGGAAAAUAACUUGAAAUACGAUAAACUCCUGAAAGAACACGAGCAGCUUAAAGAAAAAUUCGAGACUGCUGUAAAGGAAUUGACUAGUGAAAAGGAGAGGAAGAAACCGAAUGUAAAAGCGGAAGACACGAAAAACGCGGAUAUGCAAAUGAAAAGAAAGUUGGAGGAGGCACUUGCUUUACGGGAAGCGGAGAGAAAAGCGUGGGACAAAGAAAAACUGGCACUCUCGGAGGAAAAGGAGAAACUGAAAUCUAAACUUCUAUCGUUGUCCGCGGAAAAAUUGAAAAUUUACAAUGAGGUUGUACAACUAAAGAAAGACCUCGAAACGGCUAAGACGUCAGAAAAGGAUACGGCAAAGAUGGAGGCAACAAUAAGCGAAUUGAAUGAAAAACUGUCUGAGGAAGAAGAAAAAUGUAAGAGGCUACAAGACGAUCUGUCGUUGUACACUGAAAGAGAAUCGAAACUCUUGCAAUCGAUAACAUCCAUAGAACAGAGCAAAGGUAAGCUCGAUGCUGAGGUAAAACGUUUAAAGAAGGAAUUGGAAAACACAAAAUCCUCCACAUCAACAAAGAUCACGGAUCUAAUUGCCGAAGUUACAAAAUUCAAGCAGGAAAGUGAAAAGUUAACGUCACAACUUGACGGUGAGAAAGAAGCGAAAGAAGCUGAAAUAGCCGAUCUCAACAAGAAGAUUGUUUCCUUGGAAAAGUCUGGGCAGAAUACAAAGCGCAUGAAUGAGAUGAAGCAGACAUACAAUGAGAAAAUUUUGAAUCUCGAGAAUGAGAUAAAGAAGCACGAACAAGAACAGCAGACUUUGAGAGAAAAGUAUCGAGAGCUUAGCAGCUCAAAGCUACAACUUGAAAGGGAAAAUGAAUCUCUGAAUAGCGAGUGUUCGAAGCGCAAGAAGGAUUUCAAUAAUAGUCAAGCGGAACUCGAAGACCUACGUAACUCGAUCAGAACGAAAGAGAGCGAAUGGCGAUUAGAGAAAACUUCACUCGAGAAUCAGAUUCGCGAGAGCCAGCUACCGAACAAACUUAUUGUAAAUGAACUGAACAAUGAUAUCAAUACGAUAAAGAAGGAAAAUUCCACUCUGCUGGAACGGUUGGAAGAUACGAGGAAAAUAAACGACGAUCUCUCUGCAAAAUUGAAAGAUUACGAAGCGGUGUCCAAGAUUCAUCAAGUAUUGACACCCGACACGACGGCACUGGAAUCAGAGAUUCGUAAAUUGAAGAAUGCCCUGACGAACACGGAAAAGGCGAAGAAGGCGGACCUGGCGCAGUGUAAAAUGCGCUACGAGCAUAGAAUCACGGCGAUCAACGACGAAAUCCAGACGAUUCAGAACCAAUUGUCACGUUACAAACGAGAACGCGACACUUACAAACACAUGUUGGAGGGUGCGCAAAAAACGAUAGGAGAGCUGAAGUCUGCGAGACAAGGCAGGCUAUCCAGUGCAUCUUCCGGAAAGUCAGACGAGGACGAAGAAUCGUCGGGUGCCAAUAUAUUGGUACUAGAAAAAGAGAUCAGUUCUAUGGAAGAUGAGCUUUCUGAAACGAGGCUCGAAGCUUCCAGGCUGAAAGCCGAAUUGGUUUCGGAAAAAUCCGCCAGUCACGUCAAAGUCUCCGAGCUGCAAUCUCGAAUCAACGAGCUGGAGGAGGAACGAUUGCUCACCAGCGGUCGUUCGAAAAUCCCAGGACUGAAGGUGCGAAUGGAACUAGCUUGGCAAAAAGAGAGAGAAGAACAUCAAAGACUACUCCAAGAAACGGCAACGUUAGCGAGGGAUUUGCGACAAACGUUAUUCGAGAUAGAAAGAGAGCGCAGCAAAGAACGGCUUGAGAAUAAAAGAAGACAAGAUCAGUUGAAGAAAGUAUUCGACGAAGAGAAAGAAGAGAAUAAGAAGAAAUUAUCGGAGUUGCAAUGCGAUUUACUCGAGCUUAGAGACGCGCACGCGAAGUUAAGAACGAGCAAUGAGAAAAUGAGGCGCGAAAAAGAGCGGCACGAGAAGGAGAGGCAGGAACUCAAAGAUGUGAUAUUGAACAAAUGCAAAUUGGAGCAGACCGAGCUGCGAAACAUCAACAUACUUAUGCAACAGGUUCAGGACCUACUGCAACUUUUCCCCGAAUUGAACACUGUAACGGAAAACGGGACGCCCGACGUUUACACGCCGACUCCGCCGAGACGAAUAAAGGGACCAAAGUCAAGAGAGUCAUCGCCAAUGUUGGAAACGAAGAGUGACGUAAAAGCUGUAACGCCAAUACUCGGAGAAAGGACGGAAAAGUUAGAAUACACCGUUAGAAAAUUAAUGGACGUGGCGAAGGAACUCAAGGAGUCGAAGAAAACGGCGGACGAGGCGAAUGCCACACGACUGAAGAAGCUGGGAAAGAGAUCGACGUCGGUUGAGAGCGAUCCAGGGAAAGGAGUAGCCUUGAAUCGUAGUAAGCCGCGUUUAAAGAGGAAGAGUCUCUCCUUGGAGCAAACGACUGGGCGCCAAGAGUCCCCAGCUAUUUGGGGCACCGACAGCAACAUGUCGAGCAUGCAAUCGUUGGAGGAAUCGGAAGCAGGGUCUCGCCGGCAAAGGGAUUCCAGCGUAGACAGCCGUCUCUCCGGAGGAUCGACGAAGAGCGAGAUGUUGGAACGCGAUAAGAAGUACGGCAAGGGGAUAAUACGGAAAUUAACGCACAAAUUGACGAAAUCGUCCAGCGUCGACGAUCCGAACAUGACUGACUAUUCCCUUCAGACUUCCGGUUCUGAAACGAGCAUCAACGAAAGCAGCAAGUUAGAGAAGAAGAAUUUAAAGAAGAAGUUGACGGCCAUGUUCAAAAGAGGUUCAAGAAGCAGCAGUUUAGACAAAAAGACUGGGAAUUCCAGCAGGCCUACUUCGAGAAACUCCAUGACAUCGGGCUAAUUCCGCGCAAUCUCUCCUUCCAAGGGCUGGACGCUUCGACCUCUAUUUGACGAUUACUAUUUUCCAAGAGUGUAGCAUUGUAUUCGACGACGGGAGGGCUCAAAUUCUUGUUAGACUUAGACAGUACGAUGCAAUUUUCACGACGAGUAGAAGCGACACGUGUGUGUUCUUGUAUGUCGAUAGCGCGAGUUAUCCUUAAACCAGAAUAUCUGUAUCGUCAUGAUGUCCGAUAGAAAAAUAGGUCUCGUGUUGACGCAUUCGCUUUACGCUGUUUUUUUUCUCUCUUCUUCUUUUUUUUUUUUACGCGGGUGUGAGUCUACGCGAUGGUUCUCGCCGCUGGGAUCUGCGCCGAUCGUAUGCGAGCUGUAAUACAGACAAUUUUUGGAAAAAUAUAAUAUUUCACCAACUA